AUGAGGCUGCCGACACUCCCUUUUCUGGCACUCUCAUGGGGGGGACUCGCGGCAGACGCAUCCCCUCCCUCCCGGGCCCAGCUCACAGCCCGGACGACAACGGGGACGUACAUCGGCAUGCAGAACCCGGAAUACGGCAGCGUGCGCGAGUUCCGCAACAUCCCCUACGCGCUCCCGCCGACGGGCAGGCGGCGGUGGCGGCCACCGGUGGCGGUGCCGCCCUCGCGGGGCGGCAGCCACCGCUUCUCGCGGCGGUUCCCGCCACCGUGCGCGCAGUUCCUGUCGGGGCAGGAGUCGCUGUGGAACGCCAACAUGACCGACUUCCAGCUCCGGGUGGGCGAGGGCCAGGCCUAUACGGCCGGGGCCAGCGCCCAGACGUCGUCCGAGGACUGCCUGUCGCUGGCCGUGUGGACGCCGGCCGACGUGCGGGCCGACGCGGCGCUGCCCGUGAUCCUCUUCAUCCCCGGCGGCAGCUACACCGUGGGCGGCAUCGACAUCCCCUACCAGAACCCGGCGCCGUGGGUGGCGCGGUCGGGGGCGCACAUAGCCGUCGUGGCCCAGUACCGCCUCGGCGUCUACGGCUACCCCAACGCGGCGGGGCUGGCAGGCGACGCGGACGGCGCCAACAACGCGGGCGUGCUCGACGUCCACGCAGCGCUGGGGUGGGUGUACGCCAACGUCGCGGCCUUUGGCGGGGAUCGGGACAGGAUCACGCUCUGGGGCCACAGCGCGGGCGGCGUGUUGGCCGACAUGGCCGGGUUCGCGUUCCCCGACGACUUUGUCGCCGCGGGACUGUUCCUCAUGUCGGGCACCGGCAUGUACAUCCCGGGCACCAGCGACCCAGAUCACACAAACUUCACCUUUGUGGCGCGCCGCGUGGGCUGCGACUUUGCCGGCGAGGACGACGACGGCGGCGCGGCCGAGCUCGAGUGCAUGCGCCAGGUGCCGGAAACGCUGCUGACCAACGUGGUCGGGCGGUACGGCGACCAGCGCACCGAGCCGGGGCUCAACUUCAAGCCACGGGCAGACGAGGUGGUGGUGUUUUCCAACCCCAUGGCGCGGGCGGCGGCGGGGAGGCUGCCGCGGGUGCCGGCGCUCGUGUCGACGACGGCCAACGAGCAGGCGUCGCGGAUACGCUACCCCAAGGAAAACGUGGCCAAGGGGCCCGACCAGGCCGAGGUGGACAAGGGCACGGUGGGCUUCAACUGCGUGGUCAGCAACACGACCGACGCGCGCGCGCGCGCCGGCCUGCCCACCUACCGGUACCAGUUCGCGGGCAACUACACGGGCAGCCUGGGCCCGCUGCCGUGGAUGGGCGCCUACCACGGCAUCGACCUGCCGCUGCUGUUUGGCACGUACGCGCGCCGGCUCGGCGGCCUGGGCCCGGACGACGCGGCCGAGCUGACGCGGGUGAGCGAGGCCAUGCAGGACUAUGUUUUGGCCUUCAUCUCGGACCCGGUUGACGGGCUGCGCAAACGUGGGUGGCUGCCGCAGACGACGCCGGCGAUGGAGGGUGGGCCCAUGAUGCGGUUCGCGUGGAGGGGGAGGACGGCGGUGAAUAUCAGCUCGAGCGAGGUGGACGAUUCGUGUCUGCGUGGAGUGCCUUGGAAUGCCAAUCCGUAA
Messenger RNA from Gaeumannomyces tritici R3-111a-1, 1623 nucleotides. RefSeq lists its product as hypothetical. Bases 1 to 1623 code for a protein of 540 amino acids. The transcript has a single exon. The record is from RefSeq and is a predicted model, not a curated record. Lineage: Eukaryota; Fungi; Ascomycota; Sordariomycetes; Magnaporthales; Magnaporthaceae.